CAGAGAGAGAGAGGGAGAGAGAGAGAGACACACAGAGACAGAGAGAAAGAGAGAGAGAGAGAGGGAGAAAGAGAAAGAGAAAGAGAAAGAGAGAGAGAGAGAGGGAGAGAGAGAGAGGGAGAAAGAGAGAGACACACAGAGACAGAGAGAAAGAGAGAGAGAGAGACAGAGACAGAGAGAGAGGGAGAGGGAGAAAGAGAAAGAGAAAGAGAGAGAGAGAGAGAGAGAGAGAGAGAGAGAGAGAGAGAGAGAGAGAGAGAGACAGAUUGAGACAAUUUGAGACAGAUUGAGAAACUAACGGGAGACACACUGGGACACACCGGGACACUCUGAGCGCCUCUCACUACCACCCGCUCCGUCCUCCGGUCCCCCACCGACUCCUCUCCGCUCUGCAGGCCGCCUCCUGGAGCCCCUCUCCAGGCCAGCAGGCCGCCGCGCCCCGCUCCGUCCCGCUGCCGGACCGCAGCUCUCCUGCUCGCAGUCCGUUUCCCUCCGCGGACCAGUCGGGAAAAAGUUCCUUCGAACUUGCUGGGCUCCAAUGAGGCGCGCGCGGCCGAUCGAGAGCGAGCCCAGCUGACGAUCGGUGAUCCGUGACCGACGCGAGGACCGUGUGCUCGGGUCCGGGUCUGGUGGGACAGGGCCGGAUGGAGGGUCCCGUGGCCCGGGGACAGGCCUCCUCUUGCGGGCUGCAGCUGCUCCUCCUCCCGCUGCUGCUGCUGAGCUGCUGCGGAGCAGAAGAAGAGGUGUUGAUGAACACUAAGGCAGAGACAUCCGAUCUCCGCUGGAUGAAUCAUCCUCCCGACGACCCUGAGUGGGAGGAAAUGAGUGGAUUGGAUGAUGAGUCCAACAUGGUGCGGAUAUAUCAGAUCUGCACGCCGGACAGUCCGUCCUCCUAUUGGCUCAGGACUCGCUGGAUCCCCCGGAGGGAGGCGACCACCCUCUACGUGGAGAUUCGGUUCACCAUGAUGGAGUGUUCCGCUCUGAACCAGCGUCACUGUAAAGAAACCUUCAACCUUUAUUACUACCAGUCCGACAGCGACGAGGCCACGCCCACUCACCCGUCCUGGAUGGAGAACCCUUACACCAAAGUGUCCACGGUGGCGGCCGACCACCUGCUGCGUCACGGUGGAGAACGGCGCUCCAACGUCAAGUUGUUGCGGCUGGGGCCACUGCAGGGGGCGGGGCUCUACCUGGCCUUCCACAGCCAGGGUACCUGCAUGGCGCUGCUGUCCGUGCGCGUCUUCUACAGGAAGUGCCCCCCCCUCCGCCGGGCCUUCGCUUCCUUCCCUGAAACCAUCCCCCACUCUCUGGUGGAGCAGGCUCAGGGUGUGUGUGUGGAAAACGCAGUGACGCCGCCAGGAGAACUGUCACGACCUCCCAGCAUGCUUUGUGGCGAGGACGGGCAGUGGGUGGGGCAGCCCACAUCCAGCUGCGCCUGUCGCCCCGGAUACGAGGCGGGCGAGACCGACGUGCGCUGUCGAGCCUGUGUGUCUCGUCAGUUUAAGGCGGGGUCAGGACCUGGUGUGUGUAACCCCUGUCCAGCCAAUAGCAACACACGGAUCCCAGGCUCCGCCUACUGCCUGUGUGACUCUGGUUACCACCGAGCCGACUCCGACCCGCCGCACGCCGCUUGUACCCGCCCCCCCUCAGCUCCCCGCUCCACCGUGAGCCAGGUCAACGACACCAUGGUGACUCUGGAGUGGAGCGAGCCGCUGGAGCGAGGAGGACGAGGAGACCUGAGCUACCAGGUCCAGUGCUCCGGCUGUGGAUCCGCCUCAGACCCCAAGGGACUGGACGGUUCCUGUUCUCCUUGUGAUGACAGCGUCCUGUACCGCCCGGCGCAGCGCGGCCUGACUCAGCGCCGCGUCGUCGUCUGGGGACUCCGCCCAUACACUAAGUACACCUUCACCAUCCAAUCGCUGAACGGCGUCUCUGCUCUCAGCCACUCAGAGCCGGCCUCGGACAGAGUCAACGUCACCACCAGCAGAGACGUUCCUGCUCCAGUGUCCGGUCUGAGGAGGACGGCGUCCUCAGAGAACGGUCUGACGUUAGAGUGGAACGCUCCUGCUCUUCAGAACCAGUACCACAUCCUGGACUACCAGCUCCGCUACAGUCCCAAGGAUGGCGAGGAGGUGGGUCAGUGGCAGUACGUGUCCACCAGGUCUUCUUCGGUGGUGCUGACCGGGCUGCAGCGGGCGGCGCAGUACGAGGUGCAGGUCCGGGCUCGCUCUCAGGCCGGGUUCGGAUCCUUCAGCACCGCGAGCAGCUUCCACACACAACCUGACGGGACGAGUGCAGGUGUGAGCGGCUCCCCGCUGGUGACAGCUGUGUUGAUCUCCAUGGCGAUACUGCUCCUCAUCGCCGUGGUGAUGGUCGCUGUGUACUGUUACCGCAGGAGAAAGACAGACCGACAGAUGAGUGAUAAGAUCGGACACUAUCAGAUGGGACAGACGAUGAAGGUGUACAUUGACCCGUUUACCUAUGAAGAUCCCAACGAGGCCGUGAGGGAGUUUGCCAAAGAGAUCGAAGCGUCCUUCGUGAAGAUAGAGGAAGUGAUCGGAGCAGGUGAGUUUGGCGAGGUGUGUCGCGGCCGCCUGAGGAUCCCAGGCCGGAAGGAGAACUACGUGGCGAUCAAGACGCUGAAGGGCGGCUACACUGAGAAGCAGAGGCGGGACUUCCUGUCAGAGGCGUCCAUCAUGGGUCAGUUCCAGCACCCCAACAUCAUCCACCUGGAGGGCGUCAUCACCACUUCCUGUCCCGUCAUGAUCCUCACUGAGUUCAUGGAGAACGGAGCGCUCGACAGCUUCCUGAGGAUGAAUGAUGGACAGUUCACCACCAUCCAGCUGGUGGGAAUGCUGCGUGGGAUCGCAGCUGGGAUGAAAUACCUGUCGGACAUGAGCUUCGUCCACAGAGACCUGGCUGCUCGCAACAUCCUGGUCAACUCCAACCUGGUCUGCAAGGUGUCAGAUUUUGGUCUCAGCAGGUUCCUGACGGAGAACUCGUCCGACCCGACGUACACCAGCUCUCUGGGAGGGAAGAUUCCGAUUCGCUGGACAGCUCCUGAAGCCAUCGCCUACAGGAAGUUCACGUCUGCCAGUGAUGCGUGGAGUUACGGCAUCGUCAUGUGGGAAGUGAUGUCAUACGGAGAACGACCAUACUGGGACAUGAGCAACCAGGACGUGAUCAACGCCAUCGAGCAGGACUACCGCUUGCCCCCGCCGCCGGAGUGCCCCGCCUCCCUGCACGCACUAAUGCUGGACUGCUGGCAGAAGGAACGAGCCAACAGGCCGAGGUUUUGUGAUGUGGUGGCAGCGCUCGAUAGGCUGAUCCGUAACCCCGCCUCCCUGAAGUUGACGCACCAGGAGGGCACGAGCUCGUCCCAGCCUCUUUUGGACCAGCGCGUCCCCCCUCGUCUCUCUGCCUGUGGUUCGGUGUCUGAGUGGCUUCGAGCGAUAAAGAUGGAGCGAUAUGAGCAGAGCUUCGUUCAGGCCGGACUCAUCAGCCUGGAGAUCGUCUCGCAACUCAACACUGAAGACCUGCUCAGAGUGGGCGUGACCCUGGCCGGUCACCAGAAGAAGAUCCUCUCGUCCAUUCAGACGCUCAGGAUACACAAACCCCCCCCCACCCUGCUCUACUGACCAAUCACAGAGCUGUCCUACACCACUACGCCCAAGAUGCAGCAGACCUCCUGCGUCUGGACCAAUGAGAGUUGCUGUGACAUGAAGGAGCACAGAGACCACUAGUGAUGAACAUGGAGUUACUGCCCCUACACGGACUUCACCUACAUUACUAUGAACAACGGUUGGUCAGCGCUAAGGACUUAUUUAGCCCCGCCUUGUCAAACCACUACAGCCACUCCCCUCCUCAGGAAACCUAAGGCUCCUCUUCCCUUGACCUGAUUGGUUGUUUUAACAGCCACUGUCAAAUCAGCAUCCAGUAGAGGACAUCAAAUCCAGUUCAGGGGACGCCUCUGAUUGGUCGCAGAUUAUUUCAGCUCUUCCUGGUGCUGCCCACUACAACCCUGCUGACAUGUCAAAGCCCCGCCCACUGCAUUCAAGCCCAGCUGGGAUUGGUUCUGAGCCCUGUCUAUCAAACAGUGGAUUUCCACAGACUAUCAGGAUUUUCCUUUGGUGCAACUUGAGCAGAACGGAUUCAGUUUUAUCUGAAGGGAUUUCAGUGAACCGGAUCGUGGACCAGUUUCACUUAUUUUUAGGAAUAUUCUGGGAUUUGAUCAGAACAUUUUAAAGCUGUGGAAACGCUGUGGAUGAAUCAUUUCCAAACGGACUGUGGGAAUAUUUACCUGAGGAACCUCGGGACGUCCUUAGAGGAUUUAUUUUGUGAAACAUCGACCAAUCUGAAUAAAGACUCUUCAUAAUCAUGAUAAGAAUAUUCUGGGGAACAUUUUGAGGAAAUCUUUGAGAGCAUUACUCAAGUUUUCAUGGGAAUCGUUCAAAUCUGUUACAGGACAUUUUUAAAGAUUUAUCAAAUGUACAGUGACUUUUCAGGAUCUGAACUUCCCUGGACCACUCUGAGGUUUAAAGUCACAGGAACCAGCAGCUACAAAUGGUCGACUAUCCGUUUAUGAUGGAUUUCAAAUGAUCAGAUUUUGAUUAUUGAGCUGGUUUUCUCCACUGGGAUCUGAAACUAUUUUAAAACCUUAAAGAAACACUUUCUGUUCAUCUUCAUGCUGAUGUAACGACUGAUGUUAUGACUGUAAUAUGUUUUCAUACUCUAACGUUCAGAAUCACUGUCCUCAGACUGUCCAUUGCUGCAGCUCCUCUUUUCAGCCUCUGUCUCAAACACUUGGUUUUAGCUCCUGUGUCUUUAAGAACCCCCCCUCCUGGUAAAGCCCAGUCUGCUCUGAUUGGUCAGAUGCUCCUCACUGCUGUGAUUGGUCGACCUUUUCCAGCAGAUGUAGGAUAUGUUUCUCACAUCACCUGGUUUUGUUAGGGGGCGUGUCUGUCCAUCAGACAGAUGCUCGAUGGGACGAGUGGUCUCAUCACGUCCCUCAUGUCCCAGGUUUCUAUUGUGGCACUUUUUGUACCUGAUAUUUGAUCACGAUCAUGUUUUUAUAAUAAACCCAGAUUCGGAGAAAA
Molecule: messenger RNA, 5096 nt
Organism: Platichthys flesus (European flounder)
Lineage: Eukaryota; Metazoa; Chordata; Actinopteri; Pleuronectiformes; Pleuronectidae
Product: ephrin type-B receptor 4b-like
Exons: 21
Coding region: 645-3638 (997 amino acids)
Biological process (GO): axon guidance; cell surface receptor protein tyrosine kinase signaling pathway; protein phosphorylation
Cellular component (GO): neuron projection; plasma membrane
Molecular function (GO): transmembrane-ephrin receptor activity; protein binding; ATP binding
Source: RefSeq, a predicted model, not a curated record